AUGAAUCUGAUUCAACCUCCGUCGGCAAGACCAAUGCCAGAAUCAACGCAGCACUAUGGACUCGCAGAAGAGGAAUACGCUGACCACCCGUUUCAACUGCUGGUUCUUUGUAUUUUCCUCAAUAGAACUCGAGGCGAGCGCGCCAUCCCUGCAGCCCGACGCUUUUUUCUACAAUUUCCAGACCCGGAACAUCUUGCACGAGCCAAAUACGAUGAGACUGUCUUAUUCUUCCAGGACCUGGGAUUACAUCGUCGAGCCGGAUGGGUCAUUGAUUUGGCGAAAGACUGGCUAUCUCAGCCGCCCAAAGCCGGCGUUAUAUAUCUAAAGUCAUAUAACGGGAAGAUCACCGUUGAAUCGGAGGUGGCUCAUUUAAAGGGUGUUGGGAAAUAUGCGAGUGAUGCUUGGAGGAUCUUCUGCAAGGAUGAACUCUAUAGACAAGCAGGGUUCGAUGUGGACGAGCCAGAAUGGACAAAAGUCCUGCCUGAGGACAAGGAGCUCCGCAAGUACAUGACUUGGAAGCGUGCAGCUUCUCAGAUACCGAGCUUGGGCAAGGAGGAUCAAGAAGCAGAAGAGCUAUUGACAGGGUUGCAGAAACUGUCACUUGGAGAUUCUGUUCAAGUCUGUGGCAUGUUCUCGGACACUGGUCCACCAUGUCUCCCAAGAGCGUAG
Molecule: messenger RNA, 669 nt
Organism: Fonsecaea nubica
Lineage: Eukaryota; Fungi; Ascomycota; Eurotiomycetes; Chaetothyriales; Herpotrichiellaceae
Exons: 2
Coding region: 1-669 (222 amino acids)
Biological process (GO): DNA repair
Cellular component (GO): nucleus
Molecular function (GO): DNA binding; catalytic activity
Source: RefSeq, a predicted model, not a curated record